CCCACCUCUCCAUCCCACACACACACACAGCACGGACACACACAAGUCCGCCCACAGUACUUCGGGGUUAUGUUAGGGGAGGGUAGGAGGCUUAUUUGUGACCAUCAUUUCGCCUGGAUCAAGAGUCGAUCGGGUUGAACGACUUCUGGCCGUCUUCCUACUCCGGUCCGCCCGUUCCGCUCGAAGCGAAAGAAGCAAAACCCAAGGCGAGGCCCUCAGGAUGCGUCAGACUAAAGGGGCCCCGUGGUGGAGCCUGGCGAUGACUCUCGCCGUGCUCGUGGCCGGCACGUCGAGUGCGACUGCCGAAAGCGCUCCGGCGACGGCGACCACCGGCGGCGCGGUGGUCAGCACGACGCUGCCGGUCGCCACUCCGUCGUCGCCGUCGUCGCCGCCGCCGCCGCCGCGCGUCACCGGAGGGCCAUCGACGGUUCCGGGCAACGGCACGUCGCCGGGGCGCAACGAGUCGUCGCAGGCGGCGCCCAACGCCACCGCCGCCGCCGAGGCACCGGCGUCAACCGCGAACGCCACCGCCGCCGCCAACGCCACGGCAGCCUCCUCUGCCACCGCCGGCAACGGCAGCACGGUGUCAACCACGGUGAACGCAACGGCCAACGGAACGGCCGAGGCGACGACAACGCCGAUGGCGACGACAACGCCGAUGGCGACAACAACGCCGAAGGCGACGACCAAAGCGGCCGCGACCACAACGCCGAAGGCGACCACAACGCCGAAGGCGACGACCAAAGCGGCCGCGACGACGCCUAAGAGCGUGGCGAGCACGACCGUGAGCGACACAAAGGGAGACGGCAGCAGGAACGACAAAGCCAGCAGUGCGGAGGGCUCGGGCCACGUGGCAGGAGUCGUGUUCGGAGUGCUCCUGGCCAUCGCGCUCAUGCUGGGCGUGCUGUUCGUCGUGCGCAAGCGCUACAUGAUCAACCGCCCGUUCCACCACCAGCGCCUCCUGGACGAUGGCAGUGACGAUACAGGUCUCUAAGAAGAAAAAACCCCACUGCAUCAUCUUCUUUCCCAUGGGUGACCGCUGAUGGAGAAGCACGUGUUUCGGAGUCACAUUUCCCCGUCUUUAUUUUUUCUAAAAAAAAAAAGUUUGUCUCUGUUCGAGACACUUAGCCCAAUUCGCAGCACCACCCAGGGGGUCGGGGGGGGGGGGCUGGAAAUCCAAAGCGCAUCGCGGUUGCGUGUCCCCCCGCCCGCCCUCCACGGUUGCCGAAUUUCACGGUGAAACUUCAAAGAGGACGAGCCACCUAACACACAACGCCCACAAACAAGCAGGCGCACACACACGCGUGUGUGCACGCGUGUGUGAGCGCAUCAUGCUAGAUCGUGGGCAGCGCCAACUCUCUUUUGUACAAUUGGGGAGGUUAUAUUGGGAUUCCUCUACUUACGAGCGAGUUUGGUUCCAGAGGUAUGUUCGGAAGUCCAACUUUACUCCCGUUGAUUCCAAACACAUUGUACGGCGUGUACACUAAACAUGUGGAAUGGCUACACAAGUUGUAUUUUCUCCUACAGAUGUAGAUGUCACUGGUUACGUUCUGCAGAUGUAGAUACCACUGGUUCUUCAUGGUCUGCAGAUGUAGAUGCCACUGGUUCUUCGUGUUCU
Petromyzon marinus (sea lamprey) is the source of this 1618-nucleotide messenger RNA. RefSeq lists its product as uncharacterized. The record is from RefSeq and is a predicted model, not a curated record. Lineage: Eukaryota; Metazoa; Chordata; Hyperoartia; Petromyzontiformes; Petromyzontidae.